This is a messenger RNA of Vidua macroura (Pin-tailed whydah), 2041 nucleotides long. It is a transcript of the gene TMEM130, whose product is annotated as transmembrane protein 130. The transcript is spliced from 8 exons. The coding region runs from base 362 to 1639 and encodes 425 amino acids. Lineage: Eukaryota; Metazoa; Chordata; Aves; Passeriformes; Viduidae. The record is from RefSeq and is a predicted model, not a curated record.
GGCAGAGGCAUCCCCGCGCUACCGCACAGGAAUACUUUAUAUGUGCCUGCCGCAACCAAAGCGCAGCACAAACCCCUUCCCAAACGCUCCGCGAUGUCCUCACGCCCUGAGCAGAUGAGAGGCAUUUGCGGGUUUUAUUGACUAUUCGCUUAAACCGCCGGCGGCUUUGCGUCCCGGCCGCUGGCAGCGCGAUCCCGCAGGAACUGCCCCCGGGAGAGGCGGGCUGGGCGCUGCCGCGGGGGAGCGGCCCGGGGGCGCGGACACAGGAGCCGCAGUGCCGCGGGGGCAGUGCGGCCCAGCGCGCCCAGACCCGCUCCCGGUUCGAGAGCCGGCCCCGGUGCCGACCCCCGCGGCCCCCAGCAUGCGGUGGCUGCUCUGCGCGCUGCUGCUGCUGCUGCUGCAGCUCGGCCGCGGUCGCUCCCCGGCCGCAGAGUUGUAUAGUCUGGAAAUAACCAACAACGGUCCCAUCACAACAGGAGCUCAAGCUACUGUUCAGGCCAGGCUAAGAAUGAAGAAUGAAAAUGUCACAUCAAACUGGUAUCACUUUAACUGGGUUUAUGCUCCACUGAUUCUGAUAGAGAAAUCAGAGCAGCAGUUUCAUUCCAUAAUUAAUGUGACCGGUGAAUUCCCUGGCACUUUCCCCGUGUCUGUCUGGGUGACUCACAAAAACUGUUGGUUGUGUCGGCCGAUUGCAAGAAAUAUCACAGUGCUUCAGAUUACAGAAUUUAUCACAGGGAACCUCACCAUAGCCCAGAUAGAAGACAGCAGAGUUACCACACAUGGUUCUAGUUCCUCCUUGGACACAGUGACCCGGAUUUCUUUCUCUCUUCAUGACCCAAGUCAUUACUUCAAGUCAGCAUCAUUUGUCUACAACUGGGAUUUUGGAGAUGGAGUUUACCAGAUUACCAAGGAGCCCUUUGUCUACUGCAACUGCUCCUCCAUGGGGAACCGCACGGUGCAUCUGAAGGUCGUAGCUGAAUGGGAGCAAACUGGAAGCAUCAUACACGAAAGAGAAAUCCUGCAGAAAACUGGUGAUUUUACCACAGCUCUGGAGCUCUUGGAUGCUGUUAAAAGUAUUGACAUAGUGGGCUCCAGAGAGACUCACGUAAUGGAAAACUUGAAUUUAUCUCUUCAUAUCAAUGGCACCCCACCACUGGCAUUAUGCUGGCUUAUAAAAUCCGAGUGCAUUCCUCUUGAAGGUGACAAAUGCCAUCUGGUGGAGAUCAGUGGCUCCUGCUACAACCUCAGCCACACCUUCAGGGACGCGGGACAGUAUUGCCUCAGUGUCAGGGUGGAGAACGGCGUGACAAUGCUGCAGACGUACCACGGGAUCAAAGUGCGGCCAGCAGGAAUCCACCCAGCUUUCUUUGUCCUGCUCUGCACUGCUCUGGUUUCAGUGAUGCUGGUAUUGGUGCUGUACACGACUUUUCGAAGUCACACACAACAAAAAGACCUCGUGGAGGUAGCUGACUUUGACUUUUCUCCACUGUCUGAUGAACGCCGGUCUAAUCAUUCCAAGUCAGGCUGUGGCCCAGUAUGUUGCAGAUCAUGUUUUCUUCAAUCAUCAAAAGAAGCUGCCUGGGAGAGUCAUGAACUUCUACAUUCACUUUACAAGCCAGUCAAAAUGUACACACUGUGAAGAACACAAUUGCACUUUGGUUGCACUGUCUAACUUUCUCACUUAGGCUAAGUCAAAAGCCUGGUGCUGCAUGAAUGGUUUGGUUUUGCCAAUGCAAUGAGGUUCACCACUUUAAGUCCAGCACUUGAGUACUUCAUUUUCUGAACUUAAAAAGAACAAGAAACACAGUAAAAGUAGCUUUGUAUUUUUAACUUAUACGGGUGUGUACACUUACAGCUGUAAAUGCAACAUUUUAUUCUUAUGGAAGAUUGUUUUAUGUGCAGGUUUGCUAAAUUCACUACCUCUUGUAAUUUCUCUGUUCCUUCUUUUCUCUUGUUUCAAAGAAGAAAAUGCUUAAGACACACAUACCUCCUUUCCUAUGUACAACAACAUUACUGGAAAUGGAAGUCAUCCAAAAUACUG